This is a messenger RNA of Chondrus crispus (carragheen), 117 nucleotides long. RefSeq lists its product as hypothetical. The transcript has a single exon. The record is from RefSeq and is a predicted model, not a curated record. The coding region runs from base 1 to 117 and encodes 38 amino acids. Lineage: Eukaryota; Rhodophyta; Florideophyceae; Gigartinales; Gigartinaceae.
AUGAGCGGUUUGAAGCCGGAUGAUGCCAAAGGCCCAGAGGUCAACCAACUGUCCGUACUCGCAGCCGCUGAGCAUCUCCGGGGCGACGUACUCGCGCGUGCCGCAAAAGCUCUCUGA